Molecule: messenger RNA, 1794 nt
Organism: Nannizzia gypsea CBS 118893
Lineage: Eukaryota; Fungi; Ascomycota; Eurotiomycetes; Onygenales; Arthrodermataceae
Product: endoplasmic reticulum mannosyl-oligosaccharide 1,2-alpha-mannosidase
Exons: 4
Coding region: 1-1794 (597 amino acids)
Biological process (GO): N-glycan processing; carbohydrate metabolic process
Cellular component (GO): Golgi membrane; endoplasmic reticulum
Molecular function (GO): mannosyl-oligosaccharide 1,2-alpha-mannosidase activity; calcium ion binding
Source: RefSeq, a predicted model, not a curated record
AUGAUUUCGAUGCCCUAUGUCAGGCGCAGGCCCGUCGUCCUCCUGCUCGCCCUGGCCCUCGCCUUCUUCCUGGUCAAAAACUUCCACCAGCCACCGUCGAGCACCAGCACCGGCACCAGCAGCACCGCAUGGCCUCCCACAGGCACCGCGCCUGCAGAAGGGCCCUUCUCCUGGGCUCAUGUACCCCAGAAAUAUGCAGUCCGGUCCAUGAUCAAGAUGCCUCGUGGCGAUCCCAGCAGCAUUCCGCUGAUUCAGCACCGUUUCUCGAACAAGGAGGGCGAGGAUGCGCGCCGUCUGCAGCUUAGCCGACUCGAGGCCGUCAAGGGCAACUUUUCUCAUGCAUGGAACGGCUACAAGGCUCAUGCAUGGAUGGCUGAUGAGGUCGCCCCUUUGUCCGGCAAGGCAUUGAACCCCUUUGGCGGUUGGGCGGCCUCCAUGGUCGACGGGCUAGAUACGCUAUGGAUCAUGGGUCUAUAUGACGAGUUCGCUGAAGCAGUCAAGGCCAUUGAUGAGAUUGACUUCAACAAUUGUACAGUGGAGGAAGUCAAUGUCUUUGAAACCACGAUCCGCUACCUCGGUGGCCUGCUGGGCGCCUACGACGUAAGCGGGCAAAAGUACCCAUCUCUGCUGCGCAAGGCAGUCGAGAUAGGCCAGAUGCUCUAUGUGGCCUUCGACACACCCAAUCGCAUGCCCAUUGCCCACUGGGACUUCAAGAAAGCUGCUGCCGGUGCCAGGCCUAAGGCUAGCGACCAGAUGCUCGUUGCCGAGAUAGGCUCUCUCACCAUGGAGUUUACUCGACUUACCCAGCUCACUGGUGAUCCGAAGUACUUUGACGCCGUGCAGCGGAUCAUGAAUGCCCUAGAAAAACAACAGAGCAAAACCAAGCUCCCUGGCAUGUGGCCAUUUAUGAUCGAUGCUCAGGCUAUGAAUUUUCGUGCUUCGAGUCGCUUUACCAUCGGCGGCAUGGCUGACUCCCUGUACGAGUAUCUCCCCAAGCAAUAUAUCCUGCUAGGUGGAGCCUCCCAACAAUAUAAGAAGCUCUACAAGGGUGCAUUUACCACCAUGGACCGUAGCAUCUUCUUCCGCCCCAUGACAAAGCAUGGUGAAGACAUUCUCUUCCCUGGCGAUGUCACUGCUAGCGAGAGCAAACGAUUGUCCGAACUUCGCCCGGAGCCUACAGCUCAGCAUCUAAGUUGCUUUGCGGGCGGGAUGGUUGGUCUGGCAGCCAAGGCGUUUCAAAACGAGAAAGACAUGGAAACGGCCAGGAAGCUUGUCGAGGGUUGUCUCUGGGCGUACGAAAAGAGCAGCAUGGGAAUUAUGCCCGAGAUCAUGGUCACCGUCAGAUGCGAGGACCGUAACGACUGCCCCUGGAACGAAGAGAUAUGGAAAAAGGCAAUCGAAGAUACGUCCUACACUGAGGGAUCAAAUAUUGACGACUUUAUUGCAGAGCACGGGUUGAUGCCUGGAUUUGUCAGGAUUCCAGACAGGCGUUACAUUCUCAGACCUGAGGCCAUUGAAUCCAUCUUCAUCCUCUACCGCCUAACCGGAGACUCCUCCCUACUCGACAGAGCAUGGAAGAUGUUCGACACCAUCGUCAAAUACACGAUCACCGACAUUGCACAUGCUGCCCUUGAUGACUGCACGGUUCUCAAACCAACCAAAUCAGACCGCAUGGAAUCCUUUUGGUUUGCCGAGACGCUCAAAUACUUUUACCUUAUCUUCUCCGAGCCGGACGUUGUCAGUCUUGACGAGUACGUGCUUAAUACAGAGGCCCAUCCAUUUCGAUACCGCUAA